CCUUACUUCCGGUUUAUGCCAUCAUGAUUUCAUUUUCAAAAUGUAGUAUGAAAUUUGAAAAUUCCCACAUUUUCACAUAAAAUAUAGACUGUAGUAUGGUAUACAUACUUAUACAGAGAUGAAUCCAGUACAAGUAACUACUAAUUUACCAGGACAGCCUUCAAAUGUUCAGUAUCACAACACAACUCACCAGCAAGGACAGUUAGUGACUGGUAGUAGUUCUAUACCAGUCGGUGUGACAUCUUCAGCUCCUACACCAGUAAUGACCUUAGGUCAGCCAGGUCUGGCAAUAAGACAGCCUAUAGCUUCCUCAGUUCAGACAAGUAUGGGUGUACAAGACACUAAAGUAUUAGAUAAAAGAAGAUUACAGGAGCUUGUUAAGGAGGUGGAUCCAAUGGAACAGCUCGAUGAUGAUGUAGAAGAGGUGUUAAUGCAUAUAGCUGAUGAUUUUAUAGAAAAUGUAGUAAGUGCAGCAUGUAAGAUAGCCAAACACAGAAAAUCUAAUACAUUAGAGGUUAAAGAUGUACAGAUGCAUUUAGAGAGGAAUUGGAACAUUUAUGUGCCAGGAUAUGGUUCAGAUGAGUUGAGGCCAUACAAGAAAGCAGCCACAACAGAAGCUCAUAAGCAGAGAAUGGCAUUGAUAAAGAAAACACUAAAGAAAUUUUAAGUACAGGAAUACCAUUCGUGACUAUUGGAUAUUGUUUAGCAAUUGUAUCUUUAUGGAAAGAUACAUCGCUUUGAAAAAAAAUGGAACGAUAUCAGUUCUACUGAUUUAGCUUACAGUUUAAGUGAAAUGGAAAUAAUUUCAUGGAAGGGGAAGCAUGUUACCUCAUAUGUUACCUCAGCAUGCUUCUUGGAAAGACUUGAUUGACGUUAUGAAUCUGGCAACAUCUUCUUUAUACUUGUGUUUCAAUACUUGACAUUUGUUAAAAAAUAUAAUCUAACUUGUGUUAAUUGCACUUUUUAGCUCACCUUGCCCGAAGGGCCAAAUGAGCUUUUCUCAUCACUUGGCGUCCGUUGUCCGUCGUCGUUAACUUUUUACAUUUUGAACUUCUUCUGGAGAACCACGGAAUGGAAUGAAACCAAACAUGGCAUGAAUGUUCCUUAUGAGGUGCUGACCAAGUGUAGUUACUUUGAAGCCAAUCCAUAUUCCAAGAUGGCAGCCAGCGGUGGACUUGGUUUAGCAUAGGACCCAAUUGACAAUACAAACAAAUGUCUUCUUUAAGAGAACCACUGAAUGGAAUGAAACCCAAACAUGGCAUGAAUGUUCCUUAUGAGGUGCUGACUAAGUGUUGUUACUUUGAAGCCGAUCCAUCAUCCAAGAUGGCCACCAGGGGGGGACAAUGUUUAACAAAGGACCCUAUGGACAAUACAUACAAAUGUGUUCUUUUAGAGAACCACUAAAUGGAUUGAAACCAAACAUGGCAUGAAUGUUCCUUAUGAGAUGCUGACUAAGUGUUGUUACUUUGAAGCUGAUCCAUCAUCCACGAUGGCCGCCAGCGAGGGGACUUCCUUUAACAUAAUACCCCAUGGGAAAUACAUACAAAUGCUUCAUCUAGAGGUGCACUGAAUGGAAUUAAACCAAACAUGGCAUAAAUGUUUCUUAUGAGGUGCUGAUGAAGUGUUGCUACUUUGUUGCUGAUUGACUGUUCAAGAUGGCCACCAGGAUGUUUUAUUAAAUUACAUGGCCAAUAUUAAACCAAAUUUAGCCUCACUCAUUAUUAGGGUAUCUGUUAUGAUUUUAAUCUAUUUUACAUGAUUUCCAAAACCAAAGUAGAAUCAGGUGAGUGACACAGGCUCUUGAGAGCCUCUAGCUUUUUUAUUUCAUAAGAUUUCAAAUUUGUAUUUCAAUUUUAUUGAACUUUUUAUGUAAGAAUUGACAUUUCUAUCGACAAUGUAAAACAAGAAAGCACCUUUUAAAUGUCUUGUGAAAGUAUUGCAUCAUGUCUGUAAAUAAAGUCAUAAAGACCAUUUCAAUAUUUUUUUUCAUACUGUGUUUUAAAGUGGUUUAAAUAGAUUUAAAACCACAGUAAGGCAGUGUAGCUUUGACAGAUUUAUCAUUUGUUGUAAAUUUUAAAUGAUAUAUUUUGUAAUCAUUGUAAAUGAGGUUUGCUUUCAUAUGUAUAUAAUUAAUUAGGUUGGGUCAUUCCAAGUGUUCAGACUGUGGACAAAUAGCACCUUUUUUUUAGAAAACUUGGUAACCAUGUAGGAACCUGUAGUCUGUACACAAUGCAUCAAAUCAUAAUUGAAGUAAUGUCUGCUAUUUUCUUUUUUCUUACAAUUCCAUUAAUUCAUAGUUCUUAAAUGUAUAAAAUAUUUCAUUUAUUUCAAUUCAAACUUUUGACUAUCUCAUCAGCCCGCCCCCUUUUUAGAACCCAUCUAAUUUAAUUAAUAUGAGAUUGGUCUUUGUCCUGGUAUAUGCCAAACCCAUUUACUUUAAUAUAUAAGGCAAGAUAAAAGAAAACUUUACUUUUUGAUAUAUAUAUUUUAUUUCAAAUCAAGAUUUUACAGAAAUAUUUCUAGAUUCCUCUAUACUUUAAAGAGCAUUAUUUUAGAUUCCUCUAUACUUUAAGGAGCAUUAUUUUACAAUAGUAGUUACCACUUUUUGAGCAUGACUUUGAUUUAAUUUAAAAUAAUAUUAAUGCUUACUGUAAAUAGAAGCAGCUUCCAAUAAUGCUUGAAAAACUCUAGAUGGUAAAAAUUAUAAUUUUGUGUGUCUUAUUUGGUAUGUUCUAAAAAAACCAGUACACACUGUAUUUAUCAUAUAUUUUAUUACUGAGAAAGUUAGAAAGGAAGAUUAUAAAGUAAAAUAUUUCCCUCAUGGAAUGCUUAUUUUUUUAACUCAAAAUAUGUCAUGUCAAGGAAUAUGAAACUUUCUUUUAAAGACUUCUAUUAAGAAUAUUUAUAUAUUAAAACAUAUAUUUUCAAGCAAAGCACAAUAAAAAAUCUCAUAGAAAAACAACUGUUGGAAGGCAAACCAUGUGAUGCCUUUUAAAAGAGAAACAUCCUCAUGGUUUAUUUUUUAUUGUUUUCAUAUCAUCAGGGUGUUUCCACACCAACUUGUGUUGUAUUAUGGAUUUUUGCUUUGGAAAUAAACAGAACAAUUGAGUUACAUUACUUCACAUUAAUUGUAGAUCCCUAAGUGAUCAUAUUGUUAGCAGAAAGUUAUACUUGAAAGCAGUGUAUAAUCUUAAGAGGAGCUCAAUUUGUAAAGAGAACCCGAUCAAGUUUAUAUAUAGAAACAGAAAUGUUUAAUAGGAAUCAUGAAUAAUCAUAAUCAUAAAAUGUGGUUACUUCUAAAAAAAAUGUUUGAUUUUAAAUUAAUGGAACUGUUUUGUUUGUUAGACAGUUAGUAUGAUCAUCAUUUAAAUCUGUUUACUUUUGAUAAUUUGAUGUAUGAUUUUCAGUAUCCGUCAUUUCAUAUUCAUUUUAUAGUAAAAAGAAAGAAAUU
Molecule: messenger RNA, 3451 nt
Organism: Mytilus californianus (California mussel)
Lineage: Eukaryota; Metazoa; Mollusca; Bivalvia; Mytilida; Mytilidae
Product: transcription initiation factor TFIID subunit 12-like
Exons: 6
Coding region: 119-667 (182 amino acids)
Biological process (GO): RNA polymerase II preinitiation complex assembly; DNA-templated transcription initiation
Cellular component (GO): transcription factor TFIID complex; SLIK (SAGA-like) complex; SAGA complex
Molecular function (GO): TBP-class protein binding; protein heterodimerization activity; DNA binding
Source: RefSeq, a predicted model, not a curated record